Knipowitschia caucasica is the source of this 1164-nucleotide messenger RNA. Lineage: Eukaryota; Metazoa; Chordata; Actinopteri; Gobiiformes; Gobiidae. The record is from the annotation of a GenBank genome assembly.
AUGGCGAGCACCGAGGCUAGAAGGGAGUGUGAGACCGAGGGCUGCAAUAAGGACGCCAAACUCCAGUGUCCUACCUGCAUCAAGCUCGGGAUUCAAGGAUCAUACUUCUGUUCCCAGGAAUGUUUCAAAGGCAGUUGGGUUUCUCACAAGUUGCUGCACAAAAAAGCAAAAGAAGAACAGAACCAGAAUGAAACCAAAAACUGUGUGGAAAAUGAAGCAAACACAGAUCCAUGGCCAGGCUAUCGAUACACUGGGAAACUACAUCCUUAUUACCCGCUGACGCCCAUGAGACCUGUGCCUGGAAACAUCCAAAAACCGGACUAUGCUGACCACCCCAGAGGGAUGUCCGAGUCGGAGCAGGCCCUUAAGGGGACGUCACAAAUCAAGAUUCUUUGUGCAGAGGACAUUGAAGCCAUGAGAGUAGUGUCCACGCUGGCCAGAGAGGUUUUAGAUAUUGCAGCGCUGAUGGUGAAGCCUGGUGUUACCACAGAAGAAAUCGAUCACACCGUCCAUCUGGCGUGUAUAGCAAGGAACUGCUACCCCUCCCCUCUUAAUUAUUACAACUUUCCAAAGUCCUGUUGCACAUCAGUCAAUGAAGUAAUCUGCCAUGGCAUCCCGGACAGAAGACCGCUCCAAGAAGGAGAUAUCCUCAAUGUGGACAUCACGGUGUACCACAACGGUUUCCAUGGUGACCUGAAUGAGACCUUCUACGUGGGCGAGGUGGACGAAGGGGCAAAGAGGCUGGUUCAGACCACCUAUGAAUGUCUAAUGCAAGCCAUCGACUCCGUAAAGCCUGGAAUCCGCUACAGAGAGCUGGGUAACAUCAUCCAGAAGCACGCUCAGGCCAACGGCUUCUCUGUGGUGCGCAGCUACUGUGGCCACGGCAUCCAUAGAUUGUUCCACACUGCUCCCAACGUGCCACACUACGCCAAAAACAAAGCAGUUGGAGUGAUGAAGCCGGGGCACGUGUUCACCAUCGAGCCUAUGAUCUGUGAAGGCGGCUGGCAAGACGAGACCUGGCCCGACGGCUGGACGGCGGUGACCCGGGACGGCAAGCGCUCGGCCCAGUUCGAGCACACCCUGCUGGUGACGGAGACGGGCUGCGAGAUCCUCACCCGGCGCAUGGAGGACAACGGCCGCGCCCACUUCCUCAACCAGAUGUAA